Molecule: messenger RNA, 417 nt
Organism: Penicillium samsonianum
Lineage: Eukaryota; Fungi; Ascomycota; Eurotiomycetes; Eurotiales; Aspergillaceae
Exons: 1
Coding region: 1-417 (138 amino acids)
Source: RefSeq, a predicted model, not a curated record
AUGUCAUACAGAGAGUGGUACGAAAAUUUGCUGGGCAAGUUUGGGUCGUUGAAUGAAUACAUCGACGACAUACACGCCAGACGCGUUGGUCGGGAUGCUAUUCUUGUGCAGGUCGGCCUCGAGAGGGAGGAAAAUCUCAAAAUGGAAGCGGUAUUAAAGUGGAUAUCUGCCCGGAUGGGUAUUAUUGGGCGAAGCAGGGUGCUGGAGCUCAAAUCUGCGUUGUUUACGGGGAUACUACCCAUUGCCCGGGCUGUUGACAUUAAACAUGAAGAAUAUGUCUUGCGUGCGACGAGAAUGGGCUUCCGGUCUUGGCUCGCGAGAGGAACAAUUGCAGCGUGCAGGAUGCCAAACUCAUUGAGCGGCUUGAGUCUGGACCGUUACAGAAAGGACAAGCCGUUCUUGAGACGCCCGAUUUAG